Messenger RNA from Aspergillus homomorphus CBS 101889, 1044 nucleotides. RefSeq lists its product as uncharacterized. Gene Ontology annotation, biological process: regulation of synaptonemal complex assembly. Lineage: Eukaryota; Fungi; Ascomycota; Eurotiomycetes; Eurotiales; Aspergillaceae. The transcript is spliced from 7 exons. Bases 57 to 917 code for a protein of 286 amino acids. The record is from RefSeq and is a predicted model, not a curated record.
AAGUAGCAAGUCACACACGAUCUAAGAACAACCAUCUCUUUCCGUGGUGCGGUGGGAUGCCUUUUCAGUCCAAUCAUUCAUCAGUACACCACUGUGAUACGAUUCCAGCUGCUAUGAUGGCAGGAGAGGUCAUCCUAUCGUUCGCCGACGAGAUCCAGAAACAAGUCCAAGCCAGCGACUGCGAAGGCCCCGGUCUUCACUUGGACGAAACGACGGGAACCAAGCUGGACCGCUACCUCAGCCAGCUGCCACUCCUCAUCGGAACCUCCUCUUCCUCCAUACGCCGGCGCUUUGAUCAUCUAGGCACGGAGCUGUGGAACAUUUGCACGCAGCGUAUGACAGGCCGCAGCGAUCCAACAUCACUUGUGCUCUUGUGCAAAGUAAAAGCGCUAGCCUGGGCUAUGCUUGACGUCGCCGUCCCAGAUCGGAGCCUAGGAAGUUUCGGAGUCCUAGAUGCAGCUUUCAAGCUGGUCAAAGCUUGCACAGAGAAUGAUUGUAUCGCUAUCAGCUUGAAGGUCAUUGAGGCAGUAGCCAUACGAUUGGAUGCGCUCGAACAUUCCGAGGCAGAUGUCGACAGAGCGAGGUUGCACCGGUGCAACGUGCAGUAUUAUAUGCUUCGGGUCCACUUGGCUUGGCUUCAGGGAAGACCAGACAUUGCAGAUCAUCUAUAUCUGAGAGUCCCGGAGUCGAGCACCGGUAACCACUGUGUCUUGGAUGUGUGUUUCAAAGUUGGGAGCUCAGCGCUUUCAGGCGGCCAGCAUGGUAUCGCAGCCAAGUGGUUGGAGAGAGGGUGGAAACAAUGCAAUUUGCUCAUCCAUGCAGACGGGGAAUGUGAUGUGGCUUUGAAUGAUAAAGAGCUUCUGGUUCUUCAUGCUUUAGGUGGAGGAAUUCUAUGUGUUGGUCUGUUCAAGUGCUGAUUUGGAAUAGUGCGCGCGAAUGUCCACCUUGAUACGCAUGAUUCAAGGGCUACCCUUGCGAAGGGCGUCGAGCGCUUGACUGUUCGGUACGGCCAUCUGUUCUCAGUUCGUCUUCUCGAGCUUGAAG